UAUAUUAUAAGAGGUCUUUUGGCUCACAACACCCGACGUUUAGAGGGAGACACAGAGAAUCAGAUUCCAUAUUUUUCAAGGAGCUUCUAGGUUUUACAAUGAGGGGUAAUCUGCUGCUGGUGCUGCUGUUCUGUCUGUCCGGGACGUCAGCUCAAGGAGAGAGCGGAGACGCUGACCAAGGUUUACAGACGAGUGGUCAGACUAAGAGGGAUAUCUGGAAUGAGCUGAGAGCUCUGAGAGACAUGCUGGUGGAGCAAAAGGUGGAGCUGAGGAAUACCAAGGCUGAAGUGCAAACCCAGAGAGACAAAGUGGCGGGUCUAGAGAAAGAGCACAUCGAACACGCAGCAGAACAUGCAGCCCUGGUGUUCAGAGUAACAACCAGCGAGAAGGAGGCGGCGGCUCUCAGGGAGGAGCUGGAUGUUUCUAAGACUGAACUACAACUCACCAGGAACAAACUGGAUGAGAUUGAAAGAACAAUUGCAGACACUCCAAAGCUGGCCUUCUCUGCUGGUUUGAGCACUUCAGGAAAGAUUGGACCUUUCAAUACUGAAACUACACUCGUGUACAAAAGAGUCUUCACUAAUAUCGGAGGAGCUUACAACUCAAAUACAGGUAUCUUCACGGCACCAGUCAAAGGAGUCUACUAUUUCAGAUUCACUGCUUUCAGCAUGCAGAGGGGAGAUUGGAUGGCAGUAAACUUAUACCAUAAUACUCAGAGACUUUUGCAUAAUUCUGAGAUAGCUGACCAUCAUACUUUUAUUGCAAAUGCAUUGAUUCUACAGCUGGAACAGGGAAGUGUGGUCUAUAUGAGGCUCCACAAUGGCUGUGUGCUCUAUGAUGAUUCUAACGCCCUGACCACCUUCAGCGGCUUCCUGCUGUUCCCUCUGCGACCGUCAGAUGUAAUCCCAACUUUCUCUGGGGCUUGAAAAUGUCUCCAUUUGUCCGUUACGUUACCUUUUAUACUUACUUUGUCAAUAUUGUCUUUGGUUACCUCAAUCUGCCAUUUACACACAAAGAAAGAAGUGGACUCAUGUGUGCUGCAAUCACUGAUAAAUAAACUAAAGUGUGUG
Messenger RNA from Cottoperca gobio, 1070 nucleotides. RefSeq lists its product as uncharacterized. The record is from RefSeq and is a predicted model, not a curated record. NCBI's taxonomy places the organism in Eukaryota, Metazoa, Chordata, Actinopteri, Perciformes, Bovichtidae. The transcript has 4 exons. The coding region runs from base 99 to 926 and encodes 275 amino acids. Gene Ontology annotation, molecular function: protein binding.